GGUCGGGCCGCUCUCCCCGGGGCCUCGCGCUCUCGGGGGAGGGGGAGGAGGCGGCGGCAGGCGGAGACGGAGGAGGAGGAAGCAGGAAGCGUCGGGGAGCUCGCCAAAACCAGGAAGCGGCGGCCCGGGCAGGCCUUCCGAAGGGCUGCGAGGGACCCUCGACGGCCGCGCGAUGGAGAGCAGCGGCAGAAAUGGCCCCGGGACGGGCAGCGACCAGGUGAAGAACCUGCAGACCCAGGUCGAGGGUGUCAAGAACAUCAUGACGCAGAACGUGGAGCGGAUCCUGGCGCGGGGUGAAAAUCUGGAGCACCUGCGUAACAAGACAGAGGACCUGGAGGCAACGUCGGAGCACUUCAAGACCACGUCGCAGAAAGUGGCACGGAAGUACUGGUGGAAGAACAUCAAGAUGAUCGCCAUCAUCUGCGUCAUCGUGGCCAUCAUCCUCGUCCUGAUCAUCCUCUUUGCCACCGGCGUCAUCCCGACCUAGGCACUCUUCCGCCACCCGCCCCUUGCCCGCCCCGUCUCCCACGCCCCGUCUCGUUCCUCCAGUAGCUGAAACCAGUAGCUGAGCCGCAGGACUCUGGGCGGUGGGAGGCAGCCUCUCUGCACCCUCAGGGUGGCUGCUCACCCCGUCUGUGGGGCGCCGGCUGGAUGAUCCGCCCCCCAUGCCCUGCUCUGCCCCCCACCCCCGGCCUAGGCAAUAAAUCCGUGCUACUCCACCUUGGCAGCCUCUGCUCUGGUUUUCCACGUGUGCCCUCGUCCACGCCAGGCAGCGACGCGUCACCCAGUCCGUGUGGCAGUUCUGGCUCCGGAGGAGCCCCCACCGCUGCUUCAGACGCCGGUCCAGCGUCCCCCCGCCUCGCCCACGGCUUCCGGGGUCGGCAGCAGCCUUGGCCAACAGGCCCAGCAAGAACCUCAGCCAGCGAGGCCGGCGGGGCUCUGCCCCCCCCCCCCCCCGCGAGGGCCGGGUGUCGCUUUGCUCUCCUAAGGAGAGGGGGGGCCCUCCUGGGAUGCCCUUCAAACUUGGGCGCUGCAGUUGCUUGCGGCCGUUGCAGCGAGGGGGUGCACGGGAGGGCUUUGAGGGAAGGUUUUUUCCGGAGCGAUCUGCACCUCUGUGCCUGCCACGCUGUGCGCAUGGCACUACGGGCCCCGGUCGCAGGAAAUGGGAGGAGGCUGCAGAGGGAGCUGAGCCCCGCCACCCCCAGCCACACCAGCCCAUGCGGCCCCCCGAUCAGCCUCCCCGUGCUCCAGGCCACUGCUUUCCCCCGCCCAGCCAGUUCUUCCCAUCUUGGGGUGGGGGGGCUUUUUUCCUUCACACCCAGGUUUUCUAAAUGUAAUAAAUGUAAUUUAUAAGUCAUCA
This is a messenger RNA of Varanus komodoensis (Komodo dragon), 1360 nucleotides long. It is a transcript of the gene VAMP8, whose product is annotated as vesicle associated membrane protein 8. Gene Ontology annotation, cellular component: SNARE complex; plasma membrane. The coding region runs from base 173 to 487 and encodes 104 amino acids. The record is from RefSeq and is a predicted model, not a curated record. The transcript is spliced from 3 exons. Gene Ontology annotation, biological process: vesicle fusion; SNARE complex assembly; vesicle-mediated transport. Lineage: Eukaryota; Metazoa; Chordata; Lepidosauria; Squamata; Varanidae. Gene Ontology annotation, molecular function: syntaxin binding; SNAP receptor activity.